GAUUCAGAGCAGGGAAGAGCCCAAGUCCCAGGCAGCCGGAAACCUGAGAGCUGGAGACGGGGGUGGGGGCAGUGGGUAGAGGGAGGCCGGUGCGGGGAACCGGGACGUGGUUGCCUAGAAACGAGAAGGGACGCUAGUGGCUGGAGCGGAAGGAACCUGUUGCCCGGAGACGGCAGAGGGUCCAGGGGUCCCCUGGCAUCGCGCAGUUGGAGGGCAGGGGCAAGGCCAUGGCGCACUCGAUGCAAGAGAAGCCGAUCCACGACGAGGUUCACCAGAACCAGAUCUUGCGGGAACUGAUCCUGAAAGAGCUGCGAGCGCAGAAGCUGCACACGGAGUAUCACGUGAACCCCCUGCGCAAGGUUCACACAGUUACCAGAAAGCCCAUGUCUUGGCACGAUAACUUGGAGGAGCCUGCAGAUGUGGCCUUUCCCUCUGCCUCUUCCCGGGGCUGGUUCCUGUGUAGCGUCCAGUCACCUCCUUCUCUGAUUAGCUGUAUGACCUUGGUCAGGUUCUUGAAUCUCAUUCACCAUGCUGCUCAGGGUCCAAGGAAGAAAUACCCAGAGACACAGACUGAAAACCAAGAAAUUGGAUGGAACUCAGAGCCGCUGAAGUCUCCUGCUCAGAUCCUUCCAGGCCUUGCAGAUAAAGCACUGUUGCAAAUACUCCAUGCCAGUCCAGCAUCAUGACACUGAGGAUAAUGCCAUCAGGUCAACCCGGAUCGCCAGGACCGCAGGCUGAACCACUUCAGAGUCUACCAUGACAUCACUCUGUACAAGGCUAAAAUGUGGAGCCUUGGGGAAGAUGAUCGCCACAAAUAGCCUUCUCGAAGUGGGCCGGUCUGUGUACUGAACCCCCGAGGAGUGUAUUGCCCACUGAAAUAAAUAACGCUUUUGUUAAAAAUCA
Messenger RNA from Nannospalax galili (Upper Galilee mountains blind mole rat), 903 nucleotides. RefSeq names its product family with sequence similarity 183 member A (gene Cfap144). Lineage: Eukaryota; Metazoa; Chordata; Mammalia; Rodentia; Spalacidae. Gene Ontology annotation, cellular component: ciliary base. The record is from RefSeq and is a predicted model, not a curated record. The transcript has 6 exons. Bases 228 to 686 code for a protein of 152 amino acids.